Molecule: messenger RNA, 831 nt
Organism: Physella acuta
Lineage: Eukaryota; Metazoa; Mollusca; Gastropoda; Physidae
Product: ficolin-1-like
Source: RefSeq, a predicted model, not a curated record
UAAAAGGCCAAUAAUAAACGUACAUGUUCAAUCAAACAAGUUUACACGUUGGUAUUCCUCGCAAUUAGACGAUGUUCAUACGUACGGUUUGGGUUUUGUGCACGAUCCUAGUGUCUCAAAUGAUUACUGCUGAUCUUUCCAGAGAUAGCCUCAAAACUAGAACAUUGGAAAUUGAUUUAUCAGACCAGGAAACAUGCAAAGCUGUGACGAGCGACUUACCAAGAGUAGUUGUCAUGUUGGCGAGUGGACUAGAGGUGAUGUGCGACACCGAAACAGAGGGGGGAGGCUGGACGAUGAUCCAGAGAAGAUUUGACGGACACUUGGAUUUCUAUCGGGGGUGGGAGGAGUACAAGUUCGGGUUUGGAGAUUUGGAUAAAGGUGAGUUCUACCUGGGCAACGAGAAAAUCCAUUCAAUGACAGCUUCAGGACCACAUGAACUGAGGAUCGAUUUCACAUUUAAAGGCAAAAACUACUACGCGAAAUAUGCCAGGAUUCAGGUGUGUUCAGAGAUUGAAGGGUAUAGGCUGAAGGUCAGCGGUUACUCAGGCAAUGCUGGGGAUGCUCUCACUGAACGACACAACAAUCAAAAGUUUAGCACAUUCGACAGAGACACACAAUUUAAUUGCACCAAGCGUUUUCACGGAGGCUGGUGGUACAAGGACUGUCAUUAUGCCAAUCUGAACGGACUUUGGGGAAGUGACGUGCUCGGCAAGGGUCUCAAUUGGUGUCCUAUUACAGGUUUUCACAACUCAGCUACGUUCACGGAAAUGAAAAUAAGGCAGAUUUAAACAAGUAAUGCAUGUAAUUUUGACAUCAAGGAAUAAACGAAUU